AUGUAUGCCAAAAUAAAACACGCUGAGAAAUUACUAGAUAAUAAAAAUGCGCAUAGUUCUUCAAUUAAAGACAUUGUACCCAAGCAACAUUUACCGUCCAUUGAAGUACCUAAAUUCUCAGUCGAAAAAGAAAGUUCCUCCACGCCUUUACGCGUUGUGUUUGAUGCAUCUGCGAAAAAUUCAGAAUUCACUUCCUUGAACGAAAUUUUGCAUGUUGGUCCUAAAUUACAAACCGACAUUUGUUCAAUCCUUCUAAAUUUUCGUUUCGGGCCUAUAGCAUUAACAGCUGAUAUCAAACAAAUGUAUCGUAAUAUUUGGGUUCGUAAACAAGAUAGAAAAUAUCAAAAAAUCUUAUGGAGACCGUUUCCCGAUGCACCCAUUGGCAUCUAUGAAUUAAAUACCGUAACUUUUGGUCUAUCAUCAUCUCCCUUUCAAGCUAUCAGAACCAUCAAACAACUAUCCCGAGACGAAUGUUCCAAAUAUUCUCAAUCUAUUUCUAGAAUUCUUGAGAACGAUGUCUAUAUUGAUGAUGUGGUUACAAGUAUCGACUCCUUGGAUAGCGCUAAAACCAUUUGCGAGGGUUUGCAGACUGUAUUAUCGUCUGGUGGUUUUGAAUUAAAAAAGUGGGAAUCUAAUAAUUCUAAUCUGCGUAAACUUUUUUCUGAUUCUGAUGUACAAAAUAAACAUUUCUCUAAAUCGGAUUUUCAAAUGGAAUCUUCUACAAAGGUAUUGGGAUUAAAAUGGGAUCCCUUAUCAGAUAAUUUUUCAUUCGAAAUAAAGCUUACGUGGAGAAAAUGGACAAAGAGACAACUUCUUUCAGUAAUAGCGCGAAUCUGGGAUCCUCUGGGUUUCCUAACUCCGAUAGUUGUUAAGAUAAAAAUAUUAUUGAAAAAAAUUUGGACAUUAAAAAUCGAUUGGGAUGAGGAAUUACCAUCAUUUAUUAUUACAUCAUGGUUAGUCGUAUAUUCCGAAUUAGAGCAUCUUAAUAACUAUCAGAUUCCGCGUUAUCUCGAAACAUCAAAACAAAACAAAUGUUCAUUAUUUGGUUUCGCGGAUAGUUCAGAGCAAGCGUAUGGAGCGGUAGUUUAUAUUAAAUCUCUUGGCAAUCCGAAUUUCUUGUUGAUUUCAAAAUCGCGUGUAACACCGAUUAAAAACCAAACAUUAGCCAGGCUUGAACUUUGUGCCUGUCAUUUACUGUCAAAACUUCUGAAUUUUAUAUUAACGAAUAACCAACAUAGUAUAGAUUUUGAUUCUAUUUACUGUUUUUCCGAUUCUAUGAUUGUCCUUCACUGGUUAGCAGGACCGGCUACUCGUUGGAAAACAUUUGUAGCCAAUAGGGUAACAAAAAUACGGGAUCUCAUUCCUAAUGCACAAUGGCUUCACAUUCCUUCUAAUCAAAAUGCAGCCGAUUGUGUUUCUCGAGGUCUUCGACCUAAGGAUUUUAUCCAACAUAAGAAUUGGUUGUUUGGGCCGGAUUGGUUGAAUGGUCCUAUAUCAACUUGGCCUGCAAAAACGGUUGAACCUUCCGGAGAUAUUGAUCAAGAAAGAAAAGCUAACGCUCUAAUAGUAAAGAGUGUCAUACCACCGAUCAAUCCUUUAUAUGAAUUAACGCAAAAAUUUUCUAAUUGGUGCAAACUUGUAAGAAUUUUCGCUUAUAUAUUGAAGUUUUGUAAAAUUAUAACAAAUCGAAACCGACUUUUGACUUCAGAUUUGAAACAAGCCGAGGUUAUUAUUAUUCGUUUAGUCCAAGAACAUCAUUUUCCCGAAGAAUUCAAACUAUUAACGAACGGAAAGUCUUGUUCGAAGAAGUUUUGCCGACUAAAUGUGGUUUUGGAUUCUAAUAAUUGUUUACGCGUUAAAGGUAGAUUAGGAUUAACAACUAAUAACAAUCCACUUCUUUUGCCAAAAAAAGACCAAGUAGUAAAUUGUCUCAUAGAUUACUACCAUAUUAAUAAUUUACAUACUGGAUCAAACUUAGUAUUAUCUUUAUUGAGGCAAAAAUAUUGGAUCUUGUCGGCUCGUGCAAUAAUUCGCAAUCGUCUUAACAAGUGUAUAACUUGUUUUCGACAGAAUCCGAAACCCAUUUUUCCAUUCAUGGGCGACUUACCAGUACCGCGCAUAACAGCCAGUAGAGCUUUCCUAAACGUCGGCGUUGAUUAUGCAGGCCCCUUCAAUAUCUCCAUGAGUCGUCACAGAGGCGCUCGAACCUACAAGGCUUAUAUAUGCUUGUUCAUCUGUUUAGCCACUAAGGCGAUACAUCUCGAAUUAGCUUCAGAUUUAACAAGCGAUACAUUUUUAGAUUGCUUGAAACGAUUCCUAGCCCGGCGUGGUCCUAUUAAAUGUAUUUACUCCGAUUGUGGAACCAAUUUUAUAGGAGCCAAAAAUACUCUUGAUUCCUUAUUCCUUCUCCUAAAUUCCGAAGAGUAUAAAAAGCGUUUCAAUGAAUUAUUGGUUUUACAUGACAUUGAAUGGAAAUUUAAUCCACCGUUUGCCCCACAUUUUGGAGGUAUAUGGGAGGCGAAUAUUAAAUCAGUGAAGACCCAUUUGUUUAAAGUUAUAGGGUUGCAAAUUUUAUCCUACGAAGAGUUUAAUACAGUCCUCAAUCAAAUCGAAGCCUUACUGAAUUCAAGACCGUUAUGUUGGCUGAGCAAUGAUCCAUCGGACCCUCAACCUCUUACGCCUGCGCACUUUUAA
Ctenocephalides felis (cat flea) is the source of this 2694-nucleotide messenger RNA. RefSeq lists its product as uncharacterized. NCBI's taxonomy places the organism in Eukaryota, Metazoa, Arthropoda, Insecta, Siphonaptera, Pulicidae. The coding region runs from base 1 to 2694 and encodes 897 amino acids. Gene Ontology annotation, biological process: DNA integration. Gene Ontology annotation, molecular function: nucleic acid binding. The record is from RefSeq and is a predicted model, not a curated record. The transcript is spliced from 2 exons.